Aspergillus terreus NIH2624 is the source of this 1317-nucleotide messenger RNA. RefSeq names its product SEC14 family lipid-binding protein. The coding region runs from base 1 to 1317 and encodes 438 amino acids. The transcript is spliced from 4 exons. Lineage: Eukaryota; Fungi; Ascomycota; Eurotiomycetes; Eurotiales; Aspergillaceae. The record is from RefSeq and is a predicted model, not a curated record.
AUGCCUUUCUGGCGCUCUGAGCCUCAGCCUGCGGAGCCGGAAAGCGACGCCAAGUCAGUCGCCGAAUCUGAACCCAAGAACGAUCCCGUGGCAUCCGCGUCCCAAGCCGCCGGUACCGCCUGGUUGGCCGGUCAUCUGAACCACCUCACUGAGGACCAGGAGAAGAAGCUGGAGGAGUUCAAGAAAUUAUGCGAGAAGGAAGGUUACUACAAGCCCGAGAUCGACGGCCAGAGGCCCUCGCACGAUGAUGCGACAAUGCUGCGUUUCUUGCGCGCGCGCAAGUUCGAUAUCAAUGGCGCAUGGGGCCAGUUCAAGGAUACGGAGGAUUGGCGCAAGGAGAACGCUAUCGAAGAACUGUACGAGAAUAUCGAGGUGGAGUCUUACGACGCCGCUCGGAGGAUGUACCCCCAAUGGACGGGCCGCCGAGACCGCCGCGGUAUCCCCGUCUAUGUGUUUGAGAUCAAACACCUGAACAGCAAGAACAUGGCGGCUUACAACUCCACCAUGUCCGAUUCCGCCGCCACCGCGGAAACGCACCAGUCGUCCAAGGUCCCGCAGCGCCUGCUCCGCCUUUUCGCCCUCUAUGAGAACCUCCUCAACUUCGUCAUGCCCCUGUGCUCCCUUCUGUCUCGCCCCAAUCCCGAGACCCCCAUUGUCACCUCCACAAACAUCGUCGACGUUAGCGGCGUCGGCCUGAAGCAGUUUUGGAACCUGAAGGGUCACAUGCAGGACGCCAGUGUCCUGGCUACCGCUCAUUACCCAGAGACCCUGGAUCGCAUUUUCAUCAUCGGCGCACCGGCGUUCUUUCCUACGGUGUGGGGAUGGAUCAAGCGCUGGUUCGACCCUGUCACCACCUCGAAGAUCUUCAUCCUCUCCGCCGCAGAGGUGAAGCCCACCCUGACCUCGUUCAUGGAUCCGUCCAGCAUUCCCAAGCAGUACGGCGGCGACCUCGACUGGAAAUGGGGUGACAUGCCCUUUCUGGACGACGAGGCGCGCAAAUUUGUAGGCGCCCUGGAGACUCCACCAGCGGAGGGUGAGACUCGUCCGAGCUUCACCAAGGGUCCGGUCCUGUUCAAGGGCGACAGGAUCGAGAUCCUCGGCAAGGUCAACGGCGAAAGCAGGAAGAAAAGCAUCCCCGUUCCUGCCGUAGGGGAGACCUCUCCUAACGCCGCCGAGGCCACACCUGAGGCCGCGGCUGAGACGGGCUCGUCUUCAGAGGGAACCAUGCCCGCUGAGAACGAGAAACUUGAGUUGAACGCUGAGAAGGUAGCCAAUGGAGACUCUGCUCCUCAGCAACAGCAGUCUGUGUCUGCUUAG